Molecule: messenger RNA, 3170 nt
Organism: Cuscuta epithymum
Lineage: Eukaryota; Viridiplantae; Streptophyta; Magnoliopsida; Solanales; Convolvulaceae
Source: the annotation of a GenBank genome assembly
AAACCUGAAAUUCUCGGGAGAUAAAGGAUAAAGAUUUUCAUAACGAAACUUCUAUAGAGUAAAAGGCUGGAACUGGAAUAUGAUUGAGUUGCAGAGAGGAUUUCACCUGUUACUGCUGCAAUACAAGGCGUUGUUCGUGAAGAACAUACUGCUGUCGUGGCGGAACAAGCGCGCAACAUUCAUUCAGCUCUUCUCGUCCUUCUUCUUCAUGUUCCUCAUCUUCUGCAUCCAGAAGGCCGUCCAGUCGCGCUUCUCAUCUUCUACCUCUUUCCAGAACGUCUUCGAUCCCGAGCCGCUCGUAACGCCGCCUAUUCCACCCUGUGAGGACAAAAACUUAGUCAAGUUCCCCUGCUUUGACUUUGUAUGGAGCGGCAAUGGGAGCAGGAGAAUUGGCCAAAUUGUCAGAAGAAUCAUGGACAACAAUCCAGGCCGCCCCAUUCCUUCCAACAAGGUUCAAUCAUUUAGAACUCGGGAUGAAGUGGAUGUAUGGCUUUCCAAUAAUGCUAUGCAUUGCCCUGGAGCUCUUCAUUUAAGUGAAAGAAGUUCCAGUGUAAUUAGUUAUGGUCUACAGACAAAUUCCACUCCAGUGGCCAAACGAGGAAUUUUUGAAGAUCCCACAUUUAAGUUCCAAAUCCCACUUCAACUUGCAGCAGAGCGUGAAAUUGCACGAUCUCUUAUUGGAGAUCCAAACUUCAGCUGGCUUAUCACUUUCAGGGAAUUUGCACAUCCUGCGGUUGAAACUUUCUCUGCUGUUGGUGCAGCUGGACCAACAUUUUUCCUGGCAAUUGCCAUGUUUUCUUUUGUCUUCCAAAUCAGUGCUUUAGUCACAGAGAAGGAAUUAAAACUCCGACAGGCUAUGGCCAUGAUGGGUCUUUAUGACACCUCAUAUUGGUUAUCAUGGCUCACAUGGGAGGGAAUUAUGACUCUUCUAUCAACACUUCUAACACUGUUAUUCGGGAUGAUGUUUCAGUUUGAUUUUUUCUUGAACAACAGUUUUCCAGUUCUAUUCACGCUGUUUUUUCUUUUCCAGUCCAAUAUGAUCGGUCUAGCAUUCUUGUUGUCUGCUUUCAUUACUAAAUCAUCUUCAUCAACAACUGUGGGGUUUUCAACUUUCAUUGUUGGUUCUUUGACUCAGGUUGUGACAGCAUUUGGAUUUCCAUACAGUAACACAUUCCCUGAUAUUUACAGGAUCAUUUGGUCUAUUUUCCCACCAAAUCUUCUCGCUCAAGGUCUUAAGCUGGUUGCUGAUGCAACUGCAACUCCUGAAGAUCCUGGUGUUAGCUGGAAAGGAAGAGCGAAGUGUGCUCCAAAUGAUAAUGAAUGUCUAUUAACCAUGAAUGACAUCUAUAUAUGGCUUGUCUCAACAUUCUUUCUGUGGUUGGUGCUGGCUAUAUACAUGGACAAUAUAAUUCCAAAUUCAUCUGGUGUUAGAAAGUCAAUGCUCUACUUCUUGAAUCCUGGAUACUGGACAGGAAAAGGUGGAGACAAUGUCUCAGAGGGGGGUGUCUGUAGCUGUACUGGUGCAAUUCCUGCUUCAGAAAGUAGUGUUCCAGAUGAUGAGGAUGUACUUGAAGAAGAAAACUUAGUUAAACAGCAAGCAAGACAAGGCCAAGUUGAUUCUCCUGUUGCAGUUCAAAUAUGUGGUCUUGUGAAGAUAUAUCCAGGUUCAAAGAAGAUUAGCUGCUGUAAUUGCAAAAUGAACCCGCCUUAUCAUGCUCUUAAGGGCCUAUGGGUAAACUUUGCCAAAGAUCAGCUAUUUUGUCUUCUAGGGCCCAAUGGGGCUGGAAAAACUACUGCUAUAAAUUGUUUGACUGGCAUAACACCAGUUACUGAUGGAGAUGCAUUAAUAUAUGGAUGCUCAAUCCGCAGCUCAACUGGCAUGUCAAGUAUUCGACAGAUGACAGGUGUUUGUCCACAGUUUGAUAUUCUUUGGGAUGAAUUGUCGGGUCAAGAACAUCUCCAGCUCUUUGCCUCCAUCAAAGGUUUACCCCCUUCCUCUAUAAAAUCGGUUGUACAGACUGCAUUAACUGAGGUUAAACUGACUGAAGCUGCCAGCAUGAGAGCUAGCAGUUACAGUGGAGGAAUGAGGCGACGGCUCAGUCUUGCGAUAGCUCUUAUUGGCGAACCAAAAUUGGUUAUUUUAGAUGAACCAACAACCGGCAUGGAUCCAAUUACAAGACGACACGUCUGGGACAUAAUAGAGGAUGCAAAAAAAGGGCGUGCCAUCAUCUUAACCACCCAUUCUAUGGAAGAAGCUGACAUUUUAAGUGAUCGCAUAGGCAUCAUGGCAAAGGGGAGGCUUCGUUGCAUUGGGACUUCAAUAAGGUUGAAAUCAAAGUUUGGAACUGGUUUUGUUGCUACAAUCAGUUUUUCUGGAGGGACAGCUCCUGAAGAAUCUGAUACUUUUUCUACAGAUAAACAUCAAGCAGUGAAACAGUUCUUCAAAACGCAUUUGGAUGUGGUGCCUAAAGAGGAAAGCAAGUCUCUCCUGACCUUUGUUAUUCCGCAUGACAGGGAGAGCCUUUUGACUGACUUCUUUACUGAACUCAAAGAUCAAGGAUCAGACUUUGGAAUAUCAGAUGUCCAACUAGGGCUCACAACCCUCGAAGAGGUUUUCUUAAACAUUGCUAAACAGGCCGAAAUGGAAAGUGCUGCAGCAGAGGGAAGUUUUGCUACUCUUACAUUGAACUCGGGGUCGUCUCUUCAGAUACCAGUGGGAGCAAGAUAUAUUGGGAUUCCUGGGACAGAAUCUGCCGAUAAUCCCAGAGGCAUUAUGGUAGAAGUGAACUGGGAACAAGAUGAUUCUGGUAGGCUAUGCAUCUCUGGCCACUCAGAGGAGAGGCCAAUACCUCCUCAUGUUGAACUGACAGCUUCUCCAACAACCACUUCUAGUAGGGCCUUGAGACGAGGGAGACAAAUUCGGGGUAUAGUACUUGAUCCUGCACAAAUUAACUGCACAAAUGUGUGUUGAUUGGUUGACUUUAUCAUGCUAAUAAUGUAAUGGAUACUAGGGCAACGGUUUGAGUAAAAAAGAUUGUAAGAGCAACUCUAUUAAGAUCGAGAUGUUAUUAAGAUCGAGAUUGAUAUAAGGUGAAUAAAGUUAGUAAUAAUCUUACUAUGGAUAAUAGGCCUUAUUGCAUCCUCUCCCAGGCCUUAUUUCAGCAAUGUGA